UAUCAGUAGAACUCUGAUAAAAGUAGAUUAGAAAGGCAACCAAAAAGCCAAACCAUGCCAAGAGUCUAUUGAAUUUAUUUUGUUCUAGAGAACCUAGCAUUCCUGUUUAGCUUAUAGUUUUGUAAACAAAUCUGGAUAUCUGUAACCCAUGUUUGUUGUUUAUUGAUAUGGAUAUGUGAAAAGGCUCUCUAAAAAUCUAUUGGAUUCCAUAACGUAUACAAAGUAGAAAGAAUAACAAUGCCACCGAAAAAGGUUCUUAGGAAAAAGAAAAAGAAACCAGUGAAAAAGGAGCCUGUCAUAACCGAUGAGCAAAUAAAGUUGUACCAGCAAGUGUUCAGACGUUUUGACAAGGAUAAGAAUGGUACGAUAUCGGUAGAGAACCUGGAAAAAGUCAUGAGGGCCCUAGGACAGGAUAUUGCACAUGACGACAUUAAAUCCAUGAUACAAGAGUAUGACAGAAGUGCAAAUGGCUUCAUAAGCUACCUCGAUUUCAUGGAAAUCAUGGUCAAAAGAGGUGACCAGACAGAAAUUAUAACAGAGGAAGAACUCACAGAGGUGUUUAGUGUGUUCGACAUGGAUGGUUGUGGGACGAUCACUGCUCAUGAUCUCCGGGAAGCGAUGGCGGCAUUAGGAAAUGGUAUUACGGAACAGGAAGCGGAAGAACUCGUACAAAAGGCGGACAAAGACGAAGACGGAUUAGUUAACAUAUCCGAAUUUCGAGCUGCCUUUGAGAUGCUGGACACUAGAGGAAUAGGGAAAGUGUCAAUAUCACAACUUCCUAAUAUCAUUCGGAAUAUAGAUCCAACAGCAAACCGCUCAGAUAUCAACAAUAUGACUAAACUUUUAAACAAAGACGGAGAAUUUGGAUUCCAUGAAUUUGUCACUGUUUUGACACUCCAAAUGCGACAAGCAGAUAUCGAGGAUGAGUUACAAAGAGCCUUUAGAAUAUUUGAUAAGGAUGGAGACGGGUAUAUUACAGUCCGGGAACUCCGGCAUCUGAUGACCAAUUUAGGUGAAAAGUACACGGAAGAAGAGGUCAGUGAAAUGAUACAAAUUGCUGAUCUUAACCAGAAAGGAAAGGUUGAAAACCUAACAGAGGAGCAGAUAAAUGACAUUAAAGAGGCUUUCUUGGUGUUUGACAAGGACGGGGAUGGGACGGUUAGUACGGAGGAACUGGGGGCAGUGAUGAGGUCAAUGGGUCAGGACCCCACGGAAAAGGAGCUUAUGGACAUGAUUGCUGAAGUGGAUGUUGACGGAAACGGUGACGUUGAAUUUGACGAAUUUCUACAAAUGAUGGCCAAACAAAUGCAGUGUACAGAUUCUCCUGACGAAUUAAUUGAGGCCUUUCAAGUGUUUGACGAAAACAAAACAGGAUAUAUUUCAGUGGCAGAGUUUCGAAGCGUCAUGACAACGCUGGGAGAAAGACUUACGGACGAGGACGUGGAUGAAAUGAUCGUGGACACUGGAUUGGGUGGCAAUGGAUACAUUCGAUAUAAAGGUAACAUUGUGGCAGGAAUUAUUUCCUCUUUAACACUGUUCUUUCAUCAGUGACAUUCUCCUUCUG
This is a messenger RNA of Saccostrea cuccullata (small rock oyster), 1564 nucleotides long. Its product is annotated as calcium-binding protein LPS1-alpha-like. The coding region runs from base 238 to 1551 and encodes 437 amino acids. Gene Ontology annotation, molecular function: calcium ion binding. The record is from RefSeq and is a predicted model, not a curated record. The transcript has 9 exons. Gene Ontology annotation, cellular component: myosin II complex. NCBI's taxonomy places the organism in Eukaryota, Metazoa, Mollusca, Bivalvia, Ostreida, Ostreidae.